This is a messenger RNA of Pyrus x bretschneideri (Chinese white pear), 2015 nucleotides long. RefSeq names its product transcription factor TGA2.3-like. Gene Ontology annotation, biological process: DNA-templated transcription; regulation of DNA-templated transcription. NCBI's taxonomy places the organism in Eukaryota, Viridiplantae, Streptophyta, Magnoliopsida, Rosales, Rosaceae. The record is from RefSeq and is a predicted model, not a curated record. The transcript has 12 exons. Gene Ontology annotation, molecular function: DNA-binding transcription factor activity; sequence-specific DNA binding. The coding region runs from base 222 to 1580 and encodes 452 amino acids.
GUUUUGUUUUAGCUCGGCUUCCAAUUUCAGCUUCCGGGUUUUGCUUAAUUUCUGGAAAUUCACUGCCUUGAGCUCUGAUUCUUCAUCUUCUUUGCUGGACUUCAAACUUUAGGGUUUGUUUGUUUAUACAGCUUUUACUAUUGUGGAGGGGUUGUUGAAGGUGGGUUUCUUUGGUUUUGGGAUUGGUGGCGCCGCGGCGGCAGUGAUGAUGAUGUUGAUCCAUGGGCAGUAGAAGAGUGAAAGUUGAUGCAAAUGAUGGUAAUAAAGUUGUGACCGACAUGCCGAGCUUUGUUCCUCCAGUACCCACUCCCAAUCCCACUGGCACAGAGGGGAGCUCCAUUCGUUCAUCUCGGAUUUCAGACUUUAGAACUCUUGAGCAAACUCUUGGAUUUCGCAUAGAGGAUGCUGUUGACAUUGGGAGAAGUCCAAUGUUUAGUCAAAACAAGUUAAAUCGCCAGGCAGUGGGAAGUAGUGAUGCCCAAUUUGGUGGUUUAAACAAGCUUAUGCCACUGCAAAAAGAGCCACAGCCAAAUUUGCUCUCUGUGUCACGUAGCAAUCAUGAGAACUGGGGGGAGUCCAAUAUGGCAGAUGGAAGCCCCAGGACUGAUACUUCAACAGAUGACACAGAAGAUAAAAAUCAGAAGAUUGAAGGGAAUCAAAUGACUGCUCUUCUAGCUUCUGAUUCCAGUGACAGGUCAAAAGAAAAAUCUGGGGAUCAAAAGACAUUGCGUAGACUUGCUCAAAAUCGUGAAGCUGCCAGGAAAAGCAGAUUACGGAAAAAAGCAUAUGUACAACAACUUGAGAGUAGUCGGCUGAAAUUAACUCAGCUCGAGCAAGAGCUUCAGCGAGCCCGUCAGCAGGGAAUAUUCAUUUCAAGCUCUGGAGAUCAAUCACAUUCAAUGAAUGGAAAUGGUGCUUUGGCAUUUGAUGUGGAAUAUGCAAGGUGGCUAGAAGAGCACAACAGGCAAAUAAAUGAGUUGAGGGCUGCCGUUAAUUCACAUGCGGGUGACACUGAACUUCGUACUGUUAUUGAUAACGUCAUUGCACACUACGAUGACAUUUUUAGACUAAAGGGAACUGCAGCAAAAGCUGAUGUUUUCCACAUCUUAUCAGGAAUGUGGAAAACACCAGCUGAAAGGUGUUUCAUGUGGAUUGGCGGCUUCCGCUCAUCUGAGCUCCUUAAGCUUCUGGUGAGUCAAUUGGAACCCUUAACGGAGCAGCAAUUGGUAGGUAUUUAUAACCUGCAGCAAUCAUCCCAGCAGGCUGAAGAUGCUCUGUCACAAGGGAUGGAGGCAUUGCAGCAAUCCCUUUCUGAGACCUUGGCAAGUGGCUCACCUGCGCCAUCAGGAUCAUCUGGGAAUGUAGCAAACUAUAUGGGUCAAAUGGCCAUGGCCAUGGGAAAGCUAGGAACCCUUGAUGGGUUCCUCCGCCAGGCUGAUAAUCUUCGGCAACAAACAUUGCAACAAAUGCAUCGUAUACUGACGACUCGGCAAUCAGCUCGUGCACUCCUUGCAAUAAACGAUUAUUUUUCACGUCUUCGAGCCCUCAGUUCUCUAUGGCUUGCCAGGCCUAGGGAGUGAUAGGCAUUAGAUUCCUUUAUCUGAAGUUCAUCAAUAAGGUUGGCUAGUCUCGGAACUCAAAUUAGCACCAUGAACCGAGGGCCAUAUGAUUAGAUGAUAGAUGGACUUCAGCUAUCUGGGCAUCACAAACCUGGUUAAGGUGCGCGGAAGUCAAAUUAUUGUUCAUAGUGUCCAUCAAAGUUAUCGGUGGUUGUCACAUAUGUUUGCGUAGAUGAUGUAUUCUGUCCAAAACUGUAGUAUGAAUAAUCUGGAAAUGGUAGUUAUGUAAUAGAAGUGAGGGAAUAGAAUAGUGCUAUUAUUAUAGGUUACAGAUUGUCAAUUUGUAUACCAAAAAUCAGAUGAUGUCAGAGUGAAAAUGGUUUGCAUUUUCUUUAGCUUUGACAUGUACAUAUGUUGUCUCAAUAUUAUUGGCUAUAUUAUUUAACUGGUCUGCCA